This is a messenger RNA of Tuber melanosporum (Perigord truffle), 3032 nucleotides long. RefSeq lists its product as uncharacterized. Gene Ontology annotation, cellular component: nucleolus; nuclear exosome (RNase complex). Lineage: Eukaryota; Fungi; Ascomycota; Pezizomycetes; Pezizales; Tuberaceae. Gene Ontology annotation, molecular function: nucleotide binding; 3'-5'-RNA exonuclease activity; nucleic acid binding. The record is from RefSeq and is a predicted model, not a curated record. The transcript is spliced from 6 exons. The coding region runs from base 1 to 2517 and encodes 838 amino acids. Gene Ontology annotation, biological process: nuclear polyadenylation-dependent rRNA catabolic process; nuclear polyadenylation-dependent snRNA catabolic process; poly(A)-dependent snoRNA 3'-end processing.
AUGUCGGACUUUCUAGCAGCUCAAGAAGCUGGUGAACCUUUGGGAUUUUCAGAAAUGCAAGAUCGGCUUCUAGCAGCUGUCGUGGCGACCGUCAAAACCUCCUCUGGUCUAGCUGCUGAAGAUGUGGACUUCCAUAGAGCGUCUAAUUCCGAGUUUGGGCCCUCCCUGGAUGACUGCAAUGAGCGAAUACUUGCAAUCACGAAUAGACUGCUGGCUAGCGCGACGUGUGGGUCUGGUAUCUCGGUGCCGGGGUUGAAGGAAGUGGAUGACGUCGAAAACCACUGGACGAAGAUUGUGGAGGUCAUUGAUGAUCUGUUGGAGAAAGCGGACACCUGCCUGGACGAAUAUACUGGCGCUAUUAAAGAGAGAAAUCCGGUGCCAUUUCCGGGCGCUCGAGCGGCUGGGAUGGUACCCAAACCGAGCCGCCCUUCGAGGAAGUCAAUACAAAGAAGUGCAAACAUUCCAAAACCACAAUUACUAUUCAAUGAGAAAAUCGACAAUUUCGAUUCUGCACCGUGGAAACCACGUUUAACUUCUAAGCCUCAUGCUGUGACGCCGCUGGGUGAAAGCAUUUAUUUGUUCAAAAAUGAACUGGGAAUCAAUGAGUAUGCGCAUCCGUAUCAGGCGGAAAUUGAGUCUAUGGAGUAUCCCAAAGAAGUCUACAGUUGGAUGGAGCCAAUCCCCUCCAGGGAUUGGGAUGAGAUUCCUCCAACCUGGGUAGACACCCCGAGGGCACUUCAGGAGAUGAUAAAAGACAUGCGGAGAUGCACCGAGAUCGCUGUAGACUUGGAACAUCACGAUACUCGUACUUAUAUUGGUCUGACAUGUUUGAUGCAGUUGAGUACCCGAGAUGAUGAUUACAUUGUGGAUACAUUAAAGCUCCGUGGACAACUUGAGCCGCUGAAUGAAAUCUUCACUAAUCCCAGGGUUAUCAAGGUUCUACACGGCGCUUUUAUGGAUAUAAUUUGGUUACAGCGUGAUCUUGGGCUUUACAUAGUCGGUUUAUUUGAUACCUUCUAUGCCGCGCAGGCGUUGGAAUUUGCUCGCUUUGGUCUUGCUCACAUUCUGAAGAAGUAUGUCAAUUUUGAUGCUGAUAAGCAGUACCAGAUGGCGGAUUGGAGGUUGAGACCACUUCCCAAAGAGAUGCUGGAUUACGCUCGCUCAGAUACCCAUUACCUACUUUAUUGCUUCGACUGCAUGCGAAAUUCUCUUGUAGAGAAAUCACGGGGUGAUGUUGAGCAUGUCUUGCAAAAAUCGAAGGAGACCGCACUCCGACGCUAUAUCCGAGACACAUACGAUGCGGCAACCGGGGAAGGGACUUUUGGAUGGGCAUCACAAAUUAUCAAGUUCAAGUUCAAUCGCACACAAGAGUUUGUAUUUAAGGCGGUUCAUGCUUGGCGCGAUCAGGCAGCUAGAGAAGAGGAUGAAAGCCCAACAUUUGUUUGCUCACGGAGCACUCUGGGAGCUCUUUCUACUGCGAUGCCGACUGAUUAUGAUGGAGUCGCCAAGUGCAUUCAUGACACCAAUCACCUUGCCAAGAGUAGAAUUGGUGAAAUCGUGGAAGCGAUUAAAGGGGCACUAGAACAGGCAGGUCAGGCUGAUGAAGCGGCAACAGAAGCAGUGGCAGCGACAGCAACGGCGACGCCGGGCGCUAGCAAAGCGACUGUGAACAUUUUCGGAGAUACUGUCGUUGCCGAAGCCAGGUCCGCAACUUCCUCCAUGUUCUGGGGCAAUGUGUGCGGAAGUAGCAAGUGGGACGAGGCCGCAACACUGAAGUCGGCGCUGGGAGAGGAAAUUAGACUCGCUAUUCCUCUCCCGGAGCUGACAGCUGCAGUCUUUGUCUCGGAGACACCCUUUGCAUCGUCCGCCGGCGCCCGGGAAGUGCCAAUUGAUCCCGGAGCACGUGCGGAGCACCAAUACGUGAAGGGUCGGGGUGGUACGAAGAGGGAGAAUGAGAUUAUCGUUGUCAAAUCUCUUGGUGGUGGCGCUAGUGGGAGAAAGAGAAAGGCUUCAGAAGUGGAGCAGUAUGACGAUAACAACGACGCAAUAUCGGACGAUCACAACGCCCACUCACCAAAUUAUUCUUCACAUGGGGGGAAUAGCCGGGGAGGGUCAGAGGGGGAGGAAGAAGGGGACGAGAGCGAGGGACCGCUAGGGGUCAAUGCUCCAACCCUGCUAGGCGGGCCAAUGGGCGCAAACAACGCGGUGGGUGAGCGCAAGUCCAGGAAGCAGUCCAAAAACUCGCCCGGGCAGGGGCAGCAGGAAUCUAACGCACCGGUGAGAGGGACCUCCCUUGUCGACGUUCGCGAAAGCUCCUUCGAACCAUUGGAUUACUCGAAAGCUCCUUCCGUUCUGCAUGGCGAGAAGCGCAGCCAGGGCAAGGCAGGUGCAGAUGGUAGCAAAAAGCUUUCUGGAACCAAGAGAUUCGAUCCAUAUUCCAAAUUCGGAGAGGGUCCAAAGGGUGUGCGCAGGAGCCAGCAGGAGAAGGCAGGGAAAUCGCUGACUUUCAAGAGCUAGAUCGUGGACGGGUAUUUUUUUUUCCUCCUUCCUUUUUUGUUGUAAUAUCAGGCUGUACUUUAGUGUGGGGGUAGGUGCAAGUACUACUACAAGUAGUACUCGAGUACAAUAGCCCUUAGAGUGGGGGGGGAUGGGGGUUGUUGAAGGGAAUUAAGGAAGACAGAAGCGGUUAGAUUCUAGGGUUAACGGACUGGCUUUUUUCUUUCACUCAUAGCAGUUAUUUCUUUCGCCGUCGCCGAAUGGCCGAAUGUACUAUCAUAGCAUAACGCAUCAUCAUGAACGGGGAGCAAAAAAAACCAGGGAUAAAUAACCUUCAAGUUACCACCAAUACGAAGCGAAAAUCAAGUUGGGGUUUUUUCUUUCUUCCCCUAUCUAUUUUCCAUUUAUUUUUUAUCGUCCAUGGGCCUUUGGGGGGCGGUAUGGUAUUGGUUGGGAUUUAUUAUCAUAGUUGGAUUGGCUUAUUAUAAUGCUUGUGAUUCCUCUUCAAGACGAAAAGGAAUUAUCUCCUAAGUUAA